UCUCCGUUAGCGCCGCGGUUUAUCGCCGAAAAGAGCGCCGGGUUGGGCGUGUGUGGCCGUGUGCUACCGUCGCCGCCGCUCUGGGAAGGUUCUUGUGUGCGCACCGGUAUCUCCGUCUCUCCGCACUCCUGGAUUCGUCUACCUCGCUUGUGCUGUGCAACGUUUUCCGAGCCGAUUUGUGCGAUCCGUUUGCCGCGGUGCAAGAUCGGGCUCGCUCGGGCCAGCGAGCGAAUUUUGCACGCUCGUUUCGCGCGGGGCGGCCGUGGUGAUGCCGUCGUCGGCGAGUGCGCGUCGGUGUCGGCGGCGGCGCGCGAGCCGGAGCUGCCGCGCCGGCUUUGGCCGCCAUGCGUGAUGCGUUCACGGUGCUCGGCUAGAACCCACCGUCGUCGGCCGAUGGACGCGUGCGUCGGGAUUCCCACGUGAGUGUCGACACCCAUGGGGAUCAGCCGCGGCUCUGAGCGCUGGACGCCGCCGGCCGACGUGCGACCCAGACUACCGCUGCUACUGCGCAACCGCCUCAAAUCGUGCUGCUGCCGCCCCUGCGGCUACUGGUUUUCGGCGUCGUCGCCAGUGGUUCUCUUCCUGGUGGCUUCGGUGCUCCCGCUGCUCGCCGGGUCCGACGCGAACGGCACAGAGGCAAUAGCCAACGAUGUCCGGAACUGGGCGUGGCGUUUUGGUACAGAGAUCUCCAACCAGAGUCUAUUUGCGUCGAAUUUCACCGAGAUUAAAGAGAACUUCGAAGAGUUCAAGGCAAAGCCUCACCACAAGGACAUCGCGCAGCUGACAGAGAAGAUUCUUAGGGACCUGGGCAACCUAGUCAGCUCCAAAACGGAAUCUCUUAAGGUUUUGAUACAAGAAGCCGAGAAAAAUGCCAAAGACCACAAGUACAGCACAGACAUCGACUUUCGCUACUUCAACGCCAAGAAGCUGUACCGUCCCAACAAGAUGCCCAAGCUGUCCGAGGACGAGGACCCGGACGACUGGAUGCCCAUGGAGAUGCACCAGGACCGGCGCUUCGAUGACGCCGACGUCAACUUCACCUACAGUGCCAUUCACGUGGCGACCAACAUAUACUACAAGUCGGCGUCGGUGCUCAACGCCGUCAAGUGGUCGGAGGGGAUGAACUCCCGCUUUAAGAACAACCGCGUCGUCGACCCGUUCAUCGCCUGGCAGUUCUUCUGCAGCAGCACUGGGUUCAUCAGGCUGUUCCCUGCCCGGAAGUGGCCUGACGACGACCCCGACAUGUACGAGUGCCGCACAAGACCAUGGUACGUCCAGGCCGCGGCCUCGGCCAAGGACGUGGUCAUCCUGCUCGACGGCAGCGGGUCCAUGAUGGGGCUGCGCAAGGAGAUCGCGCGCAACGUCAUCGUCAAUAUCCUCGACACGCUCACCGAGAACGACUACGUCAGCAUUCUCAGGUUCUCCAACGUGAUCGAACCCGUUGUGAGCUGCUUCCAUUACAACUUGGUGCAGGCCAACGCCAGGAACGUCAGGGAAUUCAAGCAAAAUCUCAGCAAACUCGAGACGGUCAACAUCGCCAACUUCACCGCCGCCUUAAAGCAGGCUUUCGAGAUGCUGCAACACUACAACAAGUCUCGGCUCGGCAGUCAAUGCAACCAAGCCAUCAUGCUCGUCACGGACGGCGCUCCCUACACCUACGAGGAGAUCUUCAGGCACUACAACUGGCCAAACAUCCCGGUGCGCGUGUUCACCUAUCUCAUUGGUCGAGAGGUAACCGACACCCGGGAAAUGAAUUGGAUGGCCUGCGCCAACAGAGGUUACUACACUCACGUGACGACGCUAGCAGAAGUUCGGGAGCAAGUAUUGAAAUACGUGCCAGUCAUGAGUCGCCCCAUGGUGCUGUCGCGGAGGCAUCCCAUCGUCUGGACUCCCGUCUACGGCGACAUGACGGAGCCCAAGCUGACCGACUGGCUGUGGGAGGAGCGCGAGAAGGCGCAGGUUCGCAAGCUGAUCCUGCAGCAGCGACUGUUCCGCAAGAAGGACCCCGAGCCCUCGUACUACGGCGACGGAGACGCCCUUCUCGUGAGCGAAGACACCUCGGCCGAAUACGUGGGCGCCGACCAGCCCGACGCGCCGACCCUGAGGCGCCACGCCCGCUCCUCCUCGCAGGCCGAGGCCCUGCGAAGGCCGCCCAAGAAAAAAUAUCCGCCGCUGUACACAACAGUGGCGGCCCCUGUGUACAACACCAGCAACGACACUGCUGGAACCGCCAACCUGCUCGGCGUCGUCGGCAUCGAUGUGCCGCUGCGGGAAUUCCAGAAGGUCGCCCAUCCUUUCAAGCUUGGCGUCAACUCCUACUCAUUUAUGAUCAACAAGAACGGCCAUAUCCUGUUCCAUCCGGACCAUCGCCCCAUGUACAAAGACAUGCUCAAGCCUUACUACAGUAAUGUGGAUCUCCUCGAGGUGGAGCUACUGGACAACGAAACCGCCGACCGCCUCUUCAACCACGUAUUUGCCGAGAUUCGUAAAAACAUGAUUGACGGCAGAAGAGGGUGGAUGGAGUUUUUGCCUAUGCGAGUGCACCUCGACGACAUGAAACGGGUUGUGACGAGACGUCACAAUUACCAGUACGGUGCUGUACCGAACAGCUCAUUCUCGUUCGGUAUAGCUGUGCCGCAGCCGUACGGCUCCACCGAAAUCCUGGGCGAGGUGCAGGUUCAAUCAAGGGAAGAGGACUGGAGGAAGUACUUCGAAGGAGAAAACUGGAGGGUUCAUCCCGACUGGGAAUACUGCGUGGACAUCCACAGCACGUACGACACGCCCGAAACGAUAAUCAAAGAUUUUCUCGAGCGCGUCAUGAAAGAACCCUCCGAAACAUCAGAACGCUACAAGUGGAAGCCGGACUCUAAAAGGCAGUUCUACAACACCAUGGUCUGUGACAAGGACCUUGUGCAGAGCCUGGUGUUCGAUGCCAAGGUGACCAGUCCGGAGAAGAUCAUGGCCCGUCAACCUUCCAAACAGCUCUACUCCCAUGUUUCAAAGUAAGCGCCACCGCUUCAUUCGGCCUGUCGUCACGCGGCCGUGUCUGAGCUGGCUUUAGGGGCUACUCCUCAAGGUUACUUCGUCGGUUAUACCACGACCGACUGACGAAGGUAUUCGACAG
Dermacentor silvarum is the source of this 3124-nucleotide messenger RNA. RefSeq names its product voltage-dependent calcium channel subunit alpha-2/delta-4-like. The record is from RefSeq and is a predicted model, not a curated record. Gene Ontology annotation, cellular component: voltage-gated calcium channel complex. The transcript has 26 exons. Gene Ontology annotation, molecular function: voltage-gated calcium channel activity. NCBI's taxonomy places the organism in Eukaryota, Metazoa, Arthropoda, Arachnida, Ixodida, Ixodidae. Bases 436 to 3006 code for a protein of 856 amino acids.